CCACCGUCGCGGUCAUCCUCGGAGGUUUCCGGGUCCGUUUAACGACUCCUGCGCCACACGUCGGCACGGGACAGGUGUCCGUCCAAAUGACCGGUCCAGCUUGAGAGUGUGGGUUUAUUUUUCGUGUAACACCUUUGAGAAAGAACCACAAUGACAGACAAGUGGAGCUGUCGUCUCUGCUGCAGUCUACUCAACAACAACAACAACAACAGGAGCAGCAGCAAGUACAGCGACGGGACGUGGUGUAUCUUCUCAUGAUAUGUGCUUCCUUAUGGUCUGGGCGGUCUGUGCUUUUGUUACGAGGGCGUCGACCUUAAAGUGAGUUUUGUGUGCUGUUGCGGUUUUCUUAUCUCAGGCCGUUGGAAAUAUUCACAACAGCGGGAGCAGCAGCGCCGUCCCAAGGAGGAGCAUCCCCCUGGUGUUUAUUACAGGAGAGGAGGACGCACUAUCACAAGCCAGGGACUCUACUCGGAGACACACAAGAGCAAACAUGUUUGAGGCGAGAGGAAUCCCCUUUGUGCUGCUCGACAUAGCCUGCCUGGUUCUGGGAGGUCUGCCCCUGGCAGCCUUCAACCUGGGUAAGAUCCGCCCUUAUCAGAGGGGCUUUUUCUGUAACGACGACAGCAUCAAGUACCCUUUCCACUCCAGCACAAUCACCUCCACAGUGCUCUACACUGUGGGCUUCACCCUGCCCAUUAGCUGUAUGGUUAUUGGCGAGUGCCUUUCAGUUUAUCUAAACCGCAUCAAAUCCAAGUCGUCUUUCGGCAGCUAUGUGUCCUCUGUUUACAAAGCCGUCGGUACCUUCCUGUUUGGGGCGGCAAUGAGCCAGUCUCUGACCGACAUAGCCAAGUAUUCGAUCGGUCGGCUCAGACCACACUUCCUGGACGUGUGCAAACCUGAUUGGAAAAAUAUCAACUGUUCGUCAGGGGCUUAUAUCGAAGACUUCACCUGCAGUGGAAACCCAACCAUGGUCAACGAGGGCAGGCUUUCCUUCUACUCCGGACACUCGUCUUUCUCCAUGUACUGCAUGCUGUUCCUGGCUCUCUACCUGCAGGCUCGCCUCCAGGCCGAGUGGGCGAGGCUCCUGAGACCCACGAUCCAGUUUUUCUUGAUCGCUGCAACCAUUUACACCGGAUUGUCAAGGGUGUCCGACUAUAAACAUCACUGGAGCGAUGUACUUGCUGGGCUUCUACAGGGCGCCCUCAUGGCGAUCCUUGUGGUCUUCUUUGUGUCCGACUUUUUCAAGCCUCGUGUCGUCCCCCAUAAAGAGGAAGACAUCCCACACACAACUCUGCAAGAGACCCCAACAAAUGGAAACCACUUUGAGAGUCCAAACUAAGCUAAAAGAAAGGAGAAAGACGAACUGUGCUCUGUCCAAACGCACACCAAGAAUCUCAGCUCUCCACCCGUUCAUCUCACACUCAUUCUCCCAAAACUCCUGCAUGGAUUUGCAACAAACCUGAAUCUGACUUUAAGGAAGCUUGUGGAUGACUGUGCACCCCCCAAAAAAAUCACCUCAGGCCUGUUAAGAUUUUUAGACUUUAAUUUUAGGAAAUUUGCAUCGUCCACCUUUUCUCCAGCUGAAAGGAAAACAGUGAGACUGCCUGUUAAAGAAUUGUAAAUACGCUUUUAAGAGACUGAGAUGGACACAUGUUUGAGGCUGGAGACACUGUGAGAACAGGAACCAACAAAUGAUCAUGUUUGUGUCUACUGAGCUGGUGGGAAGACUAACCUGCACGCGCCCACUAAAGGGUCUGACCACUGCUGAGAGAGAAGAGGGUUGGAAACCUGUGAAUGUAAACUUGCUUUGUGCUUUUCCCUGACCUGGAGUCAGUCUGAUGGAGGAUCUGAUUCAGGGUUUGAGACAUCUCAGUGUUAUUACGUUGCUGCCUUAUGGCCUGGUGUUAAUUUAAAAGGGCUGAUUUAAAAGAGGAGCUUUAGCUUCUGAAGGCUAGAAAGUGCUAGAGGCUAAAGCUAAUCACAUCCUGAGCUGCUGACUCCAGGUCAACACCGCUGACGCCUUUUUUCUCCAACCAUCUAACCUCAACGUGGUCGAGGAAUAAGCUUGCCUCUGAUGUUCGGUUAGAAGGUUGAAGAUGUCAGUCUAAGUCCUGCAUUGCCUUUACUGGACUGCUCCUGCUGCUAUCAGCUCCCUGUGUAUCUACAAACUAAUAGAAACAAGUGAACCACAUCAGACGUGCUUUCAUGUCAUCUGUAUGUAAGAAUGAAUUGCAUACAGACUUUUAUUGAAACAGAAAUGUUACAAGUAUGUACAAAUGUGUGAAAUAAGACAACCAGGAAAGAUAAAGCCAUUUUACUCACUAACAUGAACUCAAAUGCAACAUAAAUGUUUAAUGUAUGUCAUGAGCCUUAAAUUAAAGUCUGAAGUAUGUUGUAUCAUGAACCACUAUUUUCAUGUAAGAAGACAUAAUAAAAGCAUGAAUGCUGAAGUGGGAUCAUGCCAGAAGGAUGCAUCUAUCAGUCAUUUUUACCACAUAUUUCCCACACAUGGCUCAACAGAAUAUAACCACUCACUGAAGUGUUAUAAUUAUAGAACAAACAGAAUGGAGAAGUGGAAGAUGGUUUUCAGACUGAAACCAAUUGAACCAUCACUUUGUGCAAUAAAGUCACAAGUUUAAACCCUGUAUUAAGAUGAAGGAUGAAGAUGUAGGUCAGAAAGAUCAGCCAGGGGUCAAUGAAAACUAAAAAAGUGAAGAUAAAACAUUAAUCAUCCA
Molecule: messenger RNA, 2735 nt
Organism: Cheilinus undulatus (humphead wrasse)
Lineage: Eukaryota; Metazoa; Chordata; Actinopteri; Labriformes; Labridae
Gene: plpp1a
Product: phospholipid phosphatase 1a
Exons: 6
Coding region: 491-1339 (282 amino acids)
Biological process (GO): phospholipid metabolic process; phospholipid dephosphorylation; signal transduction
Molecular function (GO): phosphatidate phosphatase activity
Source: RefSeq, a predicted model, not a curated record